Cinclus cinclus is the source of this 1177-nucleotide messenger RNA. It is a transcript of the gene LDHB, whose product is annotated as lactate dehydrogenase B. Gene Ontology annotation, cellular component: cytoplasm. Gene Ontology annotation, molecular function: L-lactate dehydrogenase (NAD+) activity. Gene Ontology annotation, biological process: carboxylic acid metabolic process. The coding region runs from base 1 to 1002 and encodes 333 amino acids. NCBI's taxonomy places the organism in Eukaryota, Metazoa, Chordata, Aves, Passeriformes, Cinclidae. The record is from RefSeq and is a predicted model, not a curated record. The transcript is spliced from 7 exons.
AUGGCCACGGUCAAGGACAAGCUGAUCAGCCCGGUCGCGGAAGGACCCAAGGUUCCCAACAACAAGAUCACGGUUGUGGGGGUUGGCAUGGUUGGGAUGGCCUCUGCUAUCAGCAUCCUUGGAAAGGGUCUUUGUGAUGAGCUUGCUCUGGUUGAUGUUAUGGAAGACAAACUAAAAGGAGAAAUGAUGGACUUGCAGCACGGGAGCGUGUUCCUUCACACUCACAAGAUUGUGGCAGACAAAGACUAUGCUGUCACUGCCAACUCCAGGAUCGUGGUGGUGACUGCAGGAGUCCGUCAGCAGGAGGGGGAGAGUCGGCUCAACCUGGUGCAGAGGAAUGUCAAUGUCUUCAAAUUCAUCAUUCCUCAGAUUGUCAAGUACAGCCCCAACUGCAUCAUCUUGGUAGUUUCCAACCCAGUGGAUAUAUUAACCUAUGUCACAUGGAAGCUGAGUGGGCUGCCAAAACACCGUGUGAUUGGAAGUGGCUGCAAUCUGGACACGGCCAGAUUCCGUUACCUGAUGUCUGAGAGACUUGGGAUCCAUCCAAGCAGCUGCCAUGGCUGGAUCUUGGGAGAGCACGGUGAUUCCAGUGUGGCUGUUUGGAGUGGAGUGAACGUGGCAGGGGUUUGCCUCCAGGAGCUGAACCCUGACAUGGGAACUGACAAAGAUCCUGAGAACUGGAAAGAGAUCCACAAGCAAGUGGUUGCAAGUGCCUAUGAGGUGAUCAAACUAAAGGGAUACACAAAUUGGGCUAUUGGCUUUAGUGUGGCUGACCUCUGUGAGACCAUCCUGAAGAACCUGUACCGGGUUCAUUCAGUGGCUACUCUGGUAAAGGGCAUGUAUGGCAUUGAGAAUGAUGUCUUCUUGAGCCUUCCUUCUGUCCUAAGUGCCUCUGGCCUGACGAGUGUCAUCAACCAAAAGCUGAAGGAUGAUGAGGUGACCCAGCUGAGGAAGAGCGCAGAGACACUGUGGAACGUCCAGAAGGAUCUCAAGGAUCUGUAACUCAGGAAUGUUAGGUUCCAGCAAUAGAAAAAGCAUGUUUGCAGAUGUGGGCUCUAUUCACCAUAUAUCUCAAUGGUUAACAUGAAAUGUUCUUCCAGACUUUGGUCCAUGGUAGCUAAACUUAAGCUUGCUGUAACGCACAAACCUUACAAACAAAUAAAGCAAUUUUCAGGCA